This is a messenger RNA of Tarenaya hassleriana, 2463 nucleotides long. Its product is annotated as putative two-component response regulator ARR21. The coding region runs from base 83 to 2308 and encodes 741 amino acids. Gene Ontology annotation, molecular function: DNA-binding transcription factor activity; DNA binding. NCBI's taxonomy places the organism in Eukaryota, Viridiplantae, Streptophyta, Magnoliopsida, Brassicales, Cleomaceae. Gene Ontology annotation, cellular component: nucleus. The record is from RefSeq and is a predicted model, not a curated record. Gene Ontology annotation, biological process: phosphorelay signal transduction system; regulation of DNA-templated transcription. The transcript is spliced from 9 exons.
CCGGAGUCUAUAUAAUACUUGUAUACCCAAAAUUUUCUCAUAUAAAUUCCUAAAUAUUUUUAUAGAGAAAAAGAAUCAUAAAAUGGUUUUUGAUCAGUCUUUCAAUAGCAAGAAUUCUGUCUUAAACUUAACUGUUCUACUCGUCGAUGAUGAUCCAACAGUUCUUUCAAUUGUUUCAACUAUGCUUAAGACUCCAAAAUAUAAAGAUUCAUCGAUAACGGAAAUAACGGUAACACCCGCGAAAAACUCUCGAGAAGCGUUGUCAGUUCUUCAGAUACAACGUGAUAAUAUCGAUAUCGUUAUCACGGACUAUCACAUGCCUGGCAUGAACGGGGUUGAAUUGACCCGAGUUAUCGAUCAAGAAUUCGGAAAACUACCGGUCGUGGUGAUGUCAUCGGACAUUAGCAACGAAAUCGAACGAGAGACCAUCUCGAAUGGAGGCAUGUGUUUCAUCGCGAAGCCCGUCAAGCCCAAGGACCUCGCCACGAUUUGGAGAUGUGCCCUAGAAUCCAAGAAGAGGUGCAAGUCCAUGUCCGUCGACGGAGGAGACGACGACAACGGCAACGACAGCGCCGUUGCUGUUUCGUCGUCUUGUAAGGGCGCAGUUGCUUCCGACGGGACGAAGGGUUUGGGUAGGAAACCCUACACCGGGUCAACCCUAAACGACGACGACAGCGAUAAGGUAGAUCAUAACGUUGAUGGUGGUUCGGGGGAAGAUAAGAAGAAGAGAAAAGCAGCUGAUAGCUUCGGUGAUGAUGGUGAUGACGACGGUGAUGAUGAUGGUGAUGAUGAUGGUGAUGGUGAUGGUGAUGGUGAUGCUGAUUCCCGGCCUUCAGCCCCGAAAAAGGCCAAGGUUGUUUGGACAAAUUCUCUUCACAACCUCUUCUUGCAAGCCAUAAGACAUAUUGGUCUCGACAAGGCUGUGCCGAAGAAGAUUCUGGAGUUCAUGAGCGUGCCUGGCCUAACCAGAGAAAACAUCGCCAGCCAUUUACAGAAAUAUAGGAUUUUCUUGAAGAAAGUGGCUGAGAGAGGAGCAAUGCAAUCAGGCUCGAUGUCGAACAGAGUCAUGAGCUCCAACUUUGCCUACGGCCACCUUAACUCAUCGCUCCCGUACUACAACCAUAACGCACCGUACGGCACAUCAUCACUGAGUCACAGACCCUACAACUCGGAACUCGGGUUAUGUCUCGGACAGUCCAGGCUCCUCAUGACCAACAACAACAUUGGUCAGAAGACUCAGAAUCCCUAUCCCUACAGCAACCUGAACCACUCCUCCUAUGACCGGAACCGAGUUGGAUCAACAUCAUUAUUGCCCAAAAUGGGAAACAUCCCUUUCUAUAACUCGGCUACAACGACUCAGACACCGAGUUUUCUCCCUCAAAACGGAGAAAGGAGAGGCCUUUUCCAAAUGGGGAUGAAUCCCGGAAGAAUCGGUCAGACAUCUCACUCUCAUGGGAUUGGAUUACAGUAUGGUACAAGCACCAGUUCUGGUCUGAACCCGAACCCGAAACCUAGAAGCUACAAUGGCACUGUAUAUGCAGGAAUCAGGAUGAAUGAGAGGGGAGAUCUCAUCGGACUCGGACCGAUUCAGGGUAAUGCUAAUGCCAAUACCAACGAUAGUUCUCUCGGCCGGGGCAACGGUUAUAUGAACAGGAACCUCAACAACAAUUUCAAUGGCUAUGCAAGUUCAUCAACUCAUCACCUCCGUCAGGGAUUUAGCCAUCUCUCUGCUCAUCAGCAUUCUUCUUCUUCUUCCUCUUCUUCGGCUUCUCUAUUUUCUCACCUGCAACCCUUCUUGAGAAAUGCAGUAAUAACCGAAAACAUGGGUCAGUCACAAGGCAAUAUCGCGAACCGACUUGGGCAAGUCGACUUUGUCUUUCCUGAAUUUGACAAGCCGAACAAACAGCCUUACCAAACCCAACUCAGCGGAGAACACCGCCAUGCCGAGUUACCUUGUGAUGCAAGUAACUUCCAGUUCAAUCACAACCAGGUGCAAGUGGAAACGAGUUCUCAGAAUGUUGAACCAGAGGAAUCGCCCUUUGGAAUGGACAACUUUCUUGAAGCCAUUACUAUUGAAGACACUGCUAAUGGUUGGAUCGCUGAGAACACAAGCCAGGCUGGUUCCAAUGGAGAAACACUGAACUCUGCUUCUGCUUCUGCUUUGAUGGUGUAUUCUCCAACACUGGACAAUAAUCCUAGUCAAGAACAAGGUGCUGGAGAUUGCGUGGAACUAACAUACUUCAAUCAGGAGGAGGAUUGGAAUGAUGACGAUUUCAUGGAUUCCUUGUUCAACUAUGGAACGCAUUGAGUGUCGUCGAUCUAAGAUCUUAUCAUAGCCUAUAAACUUAACUGUUUCCAAUAGGACAUUAUGCUAUAUGCAUGCAUGGUAUGUAAUUUUCUAUUAUCAGUGUUUCAAUCCAAUGCUAUAUUUGUAUGCUUAACUCUCUCUCUCUCAUACAUAUA